Molecule: messenger RNA, 2385 nt
Organism: Zasmidium cellare ATCC 36951
Lineage: Eukaryota; Fungi; Ascomycota; Dothideomycetes; Mycosphaerellales; Mycosphaerellaceae
Exons: 1
Coding region: 1-2385 (794 amino acids)
Biological process (GO): proteolysis
Molecular function (GO): cysteine-type peptidase activity
Source: RefSeq, a predicted model, not a curated record
AUGGCCGCGGAGCCGACGCUACCCAUUGACCGCGACAUCCAACGACAAUUCGCACAGCUGGAGCAAGAGAGCGGCGACGUCCUCCCACGAUACUACGAGCUGUACCAACACUUCGUCGACCGACAUGGCCUCUUACCGCUGGGACGGAUCGAGCACUACCUCCCCAAGAGCCUGCAGCUCUCGAUCUGGGCGCUCGCCGAGCACCAGCUGAGCUCCGGCACCGCCAACAUGGUGCGCGCGCUCUGCCGCGACCCCGCCGCGAAGAGCGAGAUGAAGAGACGGAAUGGCGCAUGGGCUCUGGGCCUUGCGGACGUCGUCGGGCUCUUCCACACCGGCCGCGGAGGCCUCACGCGGGAUCUGGCGGAGGCGCUGCUGGCGGCCGACAAAGCGCGAUGCGACCUGGACCAGUUCGUGGCCGCCCUCGUCGACUGCGCCGAGCAGCGUCGCAAGGCCCACGACCAGCACUCCAAGCGACGAGCGGAGAAGGACCGGACACCGGCGCUCAGGUUCGUGGCUGCCGAUGCGCGGAACGCCCUCAAGGCUUUGCCAGCCCACGACAUACACGAUGAGCAGCAAGGGGAAGAACAGCCCGAAGUGCAUGGCAAUGGGCAUGGUGCAUUAUCUGGACGACGAGACGAAGACGCACAGGAUGGCGAGCGUCACGUCGGGCAGGAAGAAGAGGAGCCGCAGAUUGCGCACAAAGAUGAACAUGACGGCGAGCGAGAAGGAACCCAACACCAGCCUGCGCGCGAGCAUGAGCCUGAGCAUGAGCCUGAGCAGGAUGAGUCACAGAGCGAGCGCGCAAGUGGACAAGGCACGGGAGGUAGAGACAGGCUGGAUGAGAUGGAGUUGGAGCUUGAGCAGGACAAUGCGUCGGCCGCAGGCUCGCGCCUGUGGCAUGAUACGAGAGCAGAUAUUGAUGAUGGCUAUGACGCCGACGGCCAAGAAUGGGGGCCAGGUGAGGAAUGGAACGAGAAUGAGCAGAGCCAAGCCGAUUCUCCGCCGAUAGAGACAGGGCGGCGGCGCCAACCCUCCCUCAGCAGCGUGCCAUCGCCCGACCACUUUCCAGCGCUCGAACGCUCUCCUCCAUCUUCGAACAUCAGCCGAAAGCGAACACACGACGAGUUUGACACAGGGACGCCCACCCUGCCGCCACGGUCCAAGCUGCCGCGUCUCAGCCCGCCGAUCGAAGUUCAAGAAGAGGAGGCAGAGUCCGAAAUCGCCAUGGACGAUGAGUCGUCUCACGAUGCGACGGUGCCCUUCUCGUUGGUGGCGACACAGACGCAGGUGCCUGCGCAGGCUCUGCCGCCCGGCGGACCUGCGUGGCGCCGCAUCCUGGACUCGCUUUCGGAAGAGAGUGCUACUGCAUUUUCAGCGCCCCAGUCUUGGGCCAAAGCCGAUGCUGUUGACUUCCUCUUGGCCGCACUGGUUCCUCCAGAAUUUCAUGUCGUGAACUCCUCAGCAUCUCUGCCUACCGCUCACGCCAGAUAUCGCCUAUGCGAUUCUGCCGGCACCAAAGAUCCACCGCCAAUGGUGAUACCAAUGAGCAACGACACCCACUGGGUCGUCGCAAUCCUAUCGCCUGCCAUACACAAGGCCACGAUAUUCGAUUCGAUACCCUCGUCCCGAGACUCGUCGUGGGAGGAGAGGCUGUGCGCAUUCUACAAGAGACUACCAGAUCGGUCUCAGACACACCUUCGCAUCGAAUAUGCCCUCAGCGCCCCCGAACAGCACAACGAAUUCAGCUGUUGCAUAUACGCUGUCCUCAAUGCGCUGACACAAACGACUGGCCUUUCUUUACAACGCAUUGACGACGCGGUUGCUCGAACUCUUCUCGGCUCUGUUAUCGCUGCUCGAACCGCCCCGCCGGCCGCAAUCUCUGAUCUGCCAGCUGAUCUCAGGUGUCCUGUGCCGAGCGAAGCAACGCCGCCGACAGACGAGCAGACGGCGUCGAGUCACCUCGCCAGGCUGAAGAACAACGUGAAGCUGGCCAAGCGCCAAUACAAAGAGUUGAAACGCGCCUUGCAAGACUUCAAGGGCCGAGAACAGGUCGUACGGUACACUUGCGGGAUCGUCGAACUUUUGUUCAGGCGCCUAGACGAGAACUUGGAGCGGCACCAGCAUCGUGAAGACAAGAUUGUUGCAGCCAUAUCGAGAAUACAGUCUCUUGAUGCGGAGGAGAGAUUGGUGUUGGAUGAGCUAUCAUCGCAGCCAUUCGGGGAUUUCGAUAAGAUAAAGCUUGACAGAUGGGAGCAUGAGCGCGAGAAGACUAUGCAGCUGCGAAGGAUCCUUCGCUGUUCGAUCGAAGCAGCACGCACGAUGAAUGCGAACUUGGACACUGAAUUUGACAAAGCCUCUGCUGAGCUAUCGUCAUUGUCAGCGUAG